This is a messenger RNA of Patella vulgata (common limpet), 1874 nucleotides long. RefSeq names its product secreted frizzled-related protein 4. Gene Ontology annotation, cellular component: plasma membrane. The coding region runs from base 93 to 1103 and encodes 336 amino acids. The transcript has a single exon. Gene Ontology annotation, molecular function: Wnt receptor activity; Wnt-protein binding. Gene Ontology annotation, biological process: non-canonical Wnt signaling pathway; canonical Wnt signaling pathway. Lineage: Eukaryota; Metazoa; Mollusca; Gastropoda; Patellidae. The record is from RefSeq and is a predicted model, not a curated record.
ACCUUGAGUAAAGUCCGCGCCUAAUCUUAACCGAGACAAAUUCUGACCCCGAACUAGUUUUUAUCUGUUAUAUCACUUACCUGACGUUGAACAUGAAGGUGGCUAAAGAUUUCAAGCUCAUGUCAUGUUUAAUCAUUAUUCUAUGUUUAUUAGAAUUAACAAACUGUGAAACAAGGAGAAGGCAGCGGCGACCUAACAGAAGAAGACGGCCUAAUUCCAGAAGACGGACUACAUUACCAACAACGACAACGGACAAUUCCACACCAGUGCAAUGCGAAACAAUAUUUUUGCCGAUGUGUCGUGGCUUAGUCGGCUACAGACGCACACAUCUUCCAAACCAAUUUGGUCACACAACUCAAAUGCAAGUAUACCGAUCUUUGGAAUAUCUUUGGCCUUUCAUGGAUAUUGGCUGCAGUCGUAAUUUCAGGGUGCUUGCGUGUGGAAUGUAUCUUCCAAAAUGUCCCGGAAAUACUGGAGUGGAAGGUGGGCUCAAACCAUGUAAAGAAACGUGUAGAAGAGCCAGGAGGUGUAGAACCAAAAUGAGGGAACUUCAGUCAGAAUGGCCGACAGAUUUUAACUGUAACACGCUUCUACCGAGAAAGUCAAAGAAAUGUAUACCCCCUGUUUCUGAACGUCCACGCUGUGCGAACCAACAUGUUACGUGUCAAAGAAACGAACAUGAUUUCUGCCAAGGUUUAAACUUCCCAUUAGGAAUGUUACCCAACAUGUUUUUGCAGUGUUCAAAGCAAGACAUACAUCGUGAAUUGGAUGAAUAUAGAGUUCUCAUUGAUAGUGGAUGUUCGGAGCACUUGGCUUUCUUACUUUGUGGAAUAUAUCAGCCGUUCUGUACUAGGGCUGAAAACCCCUUCGCUUUGCCAUGUCGUGAGAUCUGUGAACUUGUGAAGUCUGAUUGCGAGAGCACGUACUCCAGACUGUUUGGUGGUUUACCCUGGCCUGGUAAAUUACAAUGCCACAGAUACCCUCUUUCGACUGAUGAAUUAUGGCUUUGUGCCAUGCCAGGUGAUACUUCCCUUGCUUUAACCCCGGAAGAAGCUCUGGCGAAUGGUGAAAUUAGUGAAAAUGGUGAAAAUAGUGAAAAUUAAUAAAAUAAUUAACUGAACAAUAACCAUUAUAACUUUUGAUAUAUACGCUAUACUUAAUCUAUAAAGUUUGUAAUCAGUUUUUAAUCCAUAGAAUAGAGACUUUGUUUACUGUUUGUUAUAUAGACCAAUAGUCUACAUACAACUCAACAGUGCAACUUGGAAUAUAUCUAGAUAACUUCUGAGCAUUUUUUUUUACCCCCCCCCCCCAAAAAAAAAACAAAAAAACAUAUAGCAAUCUGGAUAAUAUAUUUUUAUGCUAAUCUGUAUUUUAGAAAGACAAUUAGGGCAUUGACAAUAUUUUAUGUUAAAUAUUUACAUUAUGUUAACCAGGGGCUAUACUAUAUACCGGAAAGCAUCGGAAAACACCGGAAAACUACAGGAAAACACCGGAAAACUACCGGAAAACUACAUGUUAUACUGAAUACAGGAAAACACCGGAAAAAAAAUAAAUACCGGAAAACACACUAAACAGGUAACUCGGAGCCUGGUCCUCUGGAAAACACCGGAAAACCUAACCUUAACACUAACUCCCUGCAAACAGAGGACCAGGCUCUGGGUUGCAUAUUUAGGGUGUUUUCCGGUAUUUACUGUUUUUCCGGUGUUUCCGGUAUUCAGCAUAACAUGGUGUUUUCCGGUGUUUUCCAGUAGAUUCCGGUGUUUUCCGGUUGUUUUCCGGUGUGUGUCGGUGUUUUCCAGUAUAUAGUAUUGCCGUUAACAUGAAGUGUCAUAAUUAAUAAUUGGUCAAAUUGUGUAAAUAAUUUGAUAAACAAA